GGAUCAACAGUGGUUGGCAGGAAGUUGGACACUGCUUCAAGAGCACAGUUCUCCAGCUGGAGGUCACACACCUUCCUACAAACCAUCUUCAUGUUUGAUAUGAAGAGGGUGAUGUCAGGAAGACCCAACGACCUGUCAGCCUGUUAUUCGGACAUGUUCAUGUUGGUCCGUACAUAACAGUCACCUUGUAGCAACACUCCCAUCAGCUGUUGAAUGACGACAUGUUGCACUUUGUCACCUGCGUAACGAUAUCAGUCAUGUUAUACAGCAGGUAGUCGACUUGGCUCUUUUCGACUGGGAGGUGGAUGAACUCAAGCAGUUGCUUUGAGUAAAAGUUUGAAGCUUCUGGAAGGAGCUGGUGUCUUCAGUGGAAAAAUGGCUUGCCAUGAAGCUCUCCAAUGUCCUUCCUGUUUGGACGUCUUCAAAGACCCUGUCAUGCUGCCUUGCAACCACAGCUUCUGUCGCUCCUGUGUGGAGCGAUGGUGGGAGGGGAAAAGGGACCGUUCUUGUCCACUCUGUAGGACGCAGUGCAGAUCCAUGGAUUUACCUCCGAACUUGGCCUUGAGGGACGUGUGUGAAGCUUUUUCCGUGGACACUGGCGAAGAGUGCAAGUUGCACAAGGAGGAACUGAAACUGUUCUGUUUGAACCAUCAGCAGCCUGUGUGCAUCGUUUGCAGACAUGCAAAUAUCCACAAAAAUCACAGAUUCUCUCCUAUCGAGGAAGCUGCAAAGGAACACAGAGAAGAUCUACAGAAAGUCCUACAAGUCAUGACAAAAAGACUGAAAAUGUUUACCAAAGCUAAAGAAGACAUCAGUCAACAAGCAGAACACAUCCAGGUCCAGAAGCAGCAGGCUGAAAGCAAGAUUAAGGAGACUUUUAAGGAGCUUCACAACUUUCUGGAGGAGGAGGAAGAGGCUAGAUUGUCUCUUGUGAGAGAAGAAGAGCAAAGCAAGAGUCAGACAAUGAAAGAGAAGAUUGAGGGUCUCAGCAGCGACAUGAAAGCUCUCCAAGGUGUGAUUAUCAGCACAGAGAAGCUGCUAACAGCUGGCAAUGUUUCCUUCUUGAAGAACUACAAGGAAAUGAGGGCCAGAGCCCAGAAGAUGCCCGAAGAGCCCAAGCUGGUCCCAGGACCUGUGCUGGACAUGAACAAACAUCUGGACAACCUCCCACUCACCAUGUGGGAAAAAAUUAAGACGUUAGUGUCCCAAAGUGCUGUGAUUCCAAACCCAAACACCAGCAAUCCAGAACUCAGACAGAAGCUAAGCAGAGAAGAGCAGCAUCCGAAGAAUCCAGUGAGUGUUCAAGACUUGCAUGUGUUAAAUGUAACUGCUGUGCACUCAGAAGCACACAGCUGGAAUGUUGAUGUGGGCGACAACAACAACUGGGAACUGGGGUUAAUGUUUGAGUCUUUUAGAGCUGGCAUUCGAUUUCAAGACGGGAAAUACAAAAGGAUUUACCCGGGUCGUGUACACUUGCCUUUGUCAAUCCAAGAGAAACAGCAGAGAUUCAGAGUUCGUCUCGACAUUAGCAAGAGAAAGGUUUCAUUUCAUGACUUUUGUACAGACACUAUUUUAGACACAUUUGAUGUACCCAUUUCUUUUAGUUUUUGGGAGUAUUUCUCCAGGACAAUGACAAUAACACUGUACUCUUGCAUUUCCAACGAUGUCAAUAUCUGCGACUGAAGAUUGUCCGUGAUGGAUUUGGUGACAUGUUGCUCUUACAGAAAUAUUUUACAUGGAGCUACACUAUGUUCAAAAUUCUUGUGUUCAGACAAAUCAUGUUGUGUAAGAAAGGUGUCUUGCCUGCUGAGUUUAGGCCGACACUUCAGCCUUCGUUAGACACGUCACACCCGGAAGCUACGACAGCUCUGACGGAGGCUGAAGUUAUAACAUAAAAUAAUUAGUCAAACACGUCACGUUAGACACGUCACACUUUUACAUUUUAACUGAAACCAUUCUUACUUACUAAACCAUCCCAUGUGUGAUGUCUGUAGGAGUGUUUUCAUCCAUAUUUUGUACGCGCUAUCUUAAAGUAACGAAGCUAGCGUCGUUAGCAUCAGCUUGUAUGCUAACACGUUUACGAGUGUAUGUGAAUUAUUGUGAAUUAUUUUUAUAUAGCGCUUUUUCAUAGUGAAACCCAAUAUCUAAGUUACAUUUAAACCAGUGUGGGUGGCACUGGGAGCAGGUGGGUAAAGUGUCUUGCCCAAGGACACUACGGCAGUGACUAGGAUGGCGGGAAUCGAACCUGGAACCCUCAAGUUGUUUAGUAAUUCAAAUAAAACCAGUAUUAUCAGACAGGUCUUUGAUUCCAGUGAUAUAGGUAUGAUUUUCCUGUGAUAAAUAUUGAGGAAGUUAUGAUUUUAUUUUUAGGGAUGUCCGAUAAUGACUUUUUUUCCCCGAUAUUUGAUAUUCCGAUAUUGUCCAACUCUUAAUUACCGAUACCGAUAUCAACCGAUACCGAUAUAUACAGUCGUGGAAUUAACACAUUAUUAUGCCUAAUUUGGAC
This is a messenger RNA of Entelurus aequoreus (snake pipefish), 2506 nucleotides long. RefSeq names its product tripartite motif-containing protein 12A-like. The transcript has a single exon. The record is from RefSeq and is a predicted model, not a curated record. Bases 376 to 1683 code for a protein of 435 amino acids. Lineage: Eukaryota; Metazoa; Chordata; Actinopteri; Syngnathiformes; Syngnathidae. Gene Ontology annotation, molecular function: ubiquitin-protein transferase activity; zinc ion binding. Gene Ontology annotation, biological process: protein ubiquitination.